Molecule: messenger RNA, 4274 nt
Organism: Pogona vitticeps (central bearded dragon)
Lineage: Eukaryota; Metazoa; Chordata; Lepidosauria; Squamata; Agamidae
Gene: ATOSA
Product: atos homolog A
Source: RefSeq, a predicted model, not a curated record
AGCGAAUGUCUUGCACGGAAAGGCUGGAAAUGUCCCCCAAGCGGAACCUUUUGGGGCCGGCCACGGCAGGCGUCGGCAUCCCCGGGGCCCCCAGGCUCUAGCCCCUUGGGCGGGCUGGCUGCCAGGAAGGCAGGCCACGGCUUUUCCAUCGCGAGGCCAGGAUGGUCCACUCUGGAGACAAAGGGCCGCACAGAGAAGACACUUUAGAGGAGUACUUUGAAUAUGAAGCGGAGGAGUUCCUCGUCAACUUGGCCUUGCUGAUUACGGAAGGGCGAACACCGGAGUAUUCUGUCAAGGGCAGGACAGAGGGAUUCCACUGCCCUCCGACACAGUCAAGCCAGCCGCCAACGACCAAGCAUGAGUGCAGUGACAAAGCGGCCCAGUGUCGUCAAGCAAAGCGCACAAGGUCUGAGGUGUCAUUGCUGUGGAAGAAUAAUAUCCCUAUCAUGAUCGAAGUGAUGCUGCUUCCAGACUGUUGCUAUAGUGACGAAGGGCCCACCACAGAAGGGAGUGACUUGAAGGAUCCAGCCAUCAAGCAAGACGCGCUGUUACUGGAAAGGUGGCUUCUGGAGCCAGUUCCACGACAAAGUGGUGAUCGAUUUAUCGAAGAGAAGACCCUCUUGUUGGCUGUCCGUUCUUUUGUGUUCUUUUCUCAGCUAAGUGCUUGGCUGAGUGUCUCCCAUGGAGCCGUCCCUCGUAAUAUUCUCUACCGAGUGAGUGCUGCACAUGUGGAUCUGCAGUGGACCUUCUCUCAGCCACCAACAGAGCAUUUUUUCCCAGUCCCAAACAUUUCCCAUCACGUGGCCUUGAAAGUCAGUGUCCAGUCUUUGCCGAGACAAUCCACUUACCCUGUUCUGACCUGCAGUAUCCACACCAACCUUGGCUUUUAUGGAAAGAAGGUGGAAGAUAGCACCGUUCCUCAGCGCUGGGGUGCCCUCAAGACAGAGCUGGGCAGCGUGCCCGUCUCGCCUCGUGCUUGUGGCAGGUUGAGGUGGGCUGAAGGGGCACAAACGGGCGGUGAAUUUACGGCACCUGCCAGGAACCGGAAGCUUUACCCCUCGGCCCGGCUGUUGUCCGACUCUGGGUCGCCAGAGCCUAAAGGUCAGUCCGGCACCCCUGCUGCUGAUUCUAGAAAGCCACCAGAAGAACCGCCAGAGAGAACGGGGAAGUCUUUUUGCUUGGCUGACUCCAGCGUUCAUAACGGCUAUUGUUCUCGCCCGGCAUUUGGAGAAUCUGUUCCUCUGAUAGGCUCUUUACUGCAGGAGCGCCAUGAAGUAAUCGCACGGAUUGCUCAGCACCUGAUUCACUGUGAUCCAGCAACAUCGCCAGUCACGGGACGGCCGUUCACUACGGGGGAAACCGGUUUAUUGAACUCAAAGGUUUUACGCAGCACGUACGAGGAAGAAAGCUUGCCCCAGAAGGGAAGGGAAUGGUCCUCUCCUUUUACCCCUAAUUCAGAACCAACUUCAUCAGAAAGCAGCAGCGUCAGAAAAGCCCCCAAGAUACCAGAAGCACCGUUAUCCGAUUCCUAUGUUCUGGUGAACCAGUGGUCCCGUCACACCAGAGAGGAAACCAACCCUCUCAUAAGCUCUCUGCUUCAAGAGCGGCAGGAGGUCAUAGCCAGGAUAGCACAACAUCUGAUUCACUGUGAUCCGCCGGUGGCACCUGCUGCCCAUCCUGUGUUUAAUGUCCAUGAAGUUAGUCCAGUCAAUCCAAAGGCUUUCCACAGUCCCAGCGUAGGAGACAACCUGCUGAAAAAAUGCAGAGAGGUCCCUUCGGAGUCCUUCUCCGGAUCAACUUUAUCGGAGGACAGCCAGAAGGCAAAAAGGAAAACCCCAGCCACCCCCUUGAGUCCGUUCAGAUGUGAUGCUGAAUUGAAGGUCUCCCCCACCUCUCAAGUCAGGAGGAAGCUGCUUCUAGCGGAGUCCAAUGAAGUGGUCCCAAACCCAUUUCAGCAGUCACCGACCCAUAGAACUAAAGGUCCUUUGACUUGCUUGAACCAAUCAUGUAGCAAGGAAGGGUAUAAGCCAGAAUUAGCAGAUAAAUUGGAAUCUCUAAUUUUGAAUUGUUCCCAUAAACCUCAAGUGGCAAAGAAAAGUGUUGCCAAGCCUUGUUCCCCUUUGAAAGCUAGGGAUGACCCGAUCUCCACAGAGAAGCUUCGGAGCAGCGCCUCGGACUGCUUGAGCAAUCCACAGUUGGAUCAGCCCCAAAUACUUGAACGUGUGAAAGUGACGGUAACACAGGUGCCGGACGGUUUGCACAAAGGUGAGCCCAACGGCUCGAGGACAGACUCAAAGCAACCAAAUGCUUGUGAACAAAACUCUCAACUCGCUAGUAUUGAAAACUGUUUACACAAAGACCUUGAAAGUUUCAAAUGCAGAAAUAAACAACAUAAGGUAAAAAAUGCCAACGAUGAGAAUGAAGAUCCCUCGGAUUACGAAGGACAGAAACGUUCUCAGAAGAAGUCUCACGAAGAUGGUCGAGGGGCCUCGUUUGAACAAAGGAAUGCCGAGACAACUAGAUUGCUACCGCUGAAACCUACGUGGCACAGAAACAACUUGCACCAUUUUGAUGCGACUUCAACAAAAGCUUUCCAUCCUCGAACUGGAUUGCCUCUGCUCUCUAGUCCUGUUCCUGAAAGGAAAACACGAUCAGGAUGCUUUGAUUUAGAUACAUCACUAUUGCACCUGAAAUGUUUGUCCUCUAAAAGUCCACAAAGAUGUAUAAAUGGAGAGCAGGAACCAGAUAUCCAGGAGAGACCGCUCUUGAGUUGCAGCGCUCCACCUGUAACAAGUCUUAGCCUUCUUGGAAACUUUGAGGAGUCUGUACUGAACUACCGCUUAGAUCCCUUGGGCAUCGUAGCUGGCUUCACGGCUGAAGUGGGAGCAAGUGGCGUCUUCUGCCCAACACACAUGACUCUUCCAGUCGAGGUCUCCUUCUACAGUGUCUCUGACGACAACGCACCCUCUCCCUACAUGGGUGUGAUUGCUUUAGAGUCCCUUGGCAAAAGGGGUUACCGGGUGCCUCCUUCAGGAACAAUACAAGUGACCUUAUUUAAUCCUAACAAGACUGUGGUGAAGAUGUUUGUGGUGAUAUACGACUUACGAGAGAUGCCAGCCAAUCAUCAAACAUUCCUGCGGCAAAGGACUUUUUCUGUCCCCGUGAGGCGAGAAACAAAGAGGAACAUCCGCAAAGAAAAUGCUCGACAUCCAGAAGAAAGAUUGCUACGCUACCUCAUUCACCUGAGGUUCCAGAGUUCCAAGUCUGGAAAGAUCUACCUCUACAGAGACGUCAGGCUCUUGUUCUCCCGGAAGUCCAUGGAAGUGGACAGUGGCGCUGCGUAUGAACUCAAAUCUUACACUGAGUCUCCGAUGAACCCUCAGUUCUCCCCUCGAUGUUAGGAAGACACAACCAUGAAAAGUAUUUGCUCCAUUACCAGAUCCCUGUUUCAGGUGAACAGCUGGCGUGACCUACAUGAUGUAGAGGAAGUCAAAUCAUGAAGAAAGUGAGGUGGUGAGUCUUAACCGGGGGUGGAGGGGCAGCCAAGACUCCCUGAGCCUCUUGGACCAGUCCUUGAGGAAGCCUCUGGCGUGAGCUUUGUGUAUUCCGAGCUGGGUGGGACACCCUUCGUCCUCAUCUUUUUAUACUGGUUUUAAACCACUUUGUUGGAUGUGUUGCAAUAGCAGAUUCCUGAAUUAGUUUAGUGUUUACACCUUAUUUUAUUUUUGGGUUAUUUAAUAUUUAAUGUUUCUUAAGUGACGUUUGUCUUUACUGUUCUAAUGUAGCACAAAUCCUAUGUAAAAUCAUACUACGUAUUUUUGACAUUAAUACUGAAAUCUGAAAUAUAUACAGAAGUCUUUACUUUGUUGUGUGAUGUGUUUUUAAGUGAUACUUAUGCUGCUUAAAACAAGGAUGGAAUCCUGCACUUCCACUGCGUCCUCAUCAUCAUACUAUGCAAGCAUGCAGAAGCAGGAUCGAUGGGUGGGUGCAUUUUCCUCUCCCACUGUUCAUUGCUUUCCCCCCAGAGGUCCCAUGACGACGCAUGAAACCACACUGCAAAACGAUUGGACUAUUCAUUCAGCUCCCCAUCCCAAUUCAUAACCAGCCCUUUCCCCUUAAAAGGCCUCUCCUCAAAGCCUAUUGCUUUCUGCUAACCCGUAUCAAAAUUUUCCAUAAUUCCUAUUGUCCCGUACUGGACUUUCUCAGACUGUGUUUUUUUAAAAAGGAUGUACUGUGAAAACAAAGUAGUAUUUAUAUCUGAAAUAUAAGUGAAA